Molecule: messenger RNA, 4668 nt
Organism: Perognathus longimembris pacificus (Pacific pocket mouse)
Lineage: Eukaryota; Metazoa; Chordata; Mammalia; Rodentia; Heteromyidae
Gene: Sh3rf2
Product: SH3 domain containing ring finger 2
Exons: 9
Coding region: 191-2155 (654 amino acids)
Biological process (GO): negative regulation of apoptotic process; positive regulation of proteasomal ubiquitin-dependent protein catabolic process; protein ubiquitination
Cellular component (GO): nucleoplasm
Molecular function (GO): metal ion binding; protein phosphatase 1 binding; ubiquitin protein ligase activity
Source: RefSeq, a predicted model, not a curated record
GGAAGCCCGGGAGGAGGAGGCCCGGGGAGCCGGGGAUCGGCUGCUGGGGUUCAGGCACCAGGCAGGCGUGGGGAGGCUCCGCAGAGACCCAGCUCCGACCCCCCCCCCCCGGAGCGGGAAGGGGGGCUCCGCUCGCCUCUGACCAUGUGGACCCUGCGCCCCCCGGGCAGGACCGGCGUCUGAGAGUAAAAUGGAUGACCUGACGUUACUGGAUCUUCUGGAGUGCCCCGUGUGUUUGGAAAAGCUCGACGUCACCGCCAGAGUCCUCCCUUGCCAGCACACUUUCUGCAAGCCCUGCCUGCAGAGGAUCUUCAAAGCCCACAGGGAGCUGAGGUGUCCCGAAUGCAGGACCCCGGUGGCCGGCAGCGUCGAGGCCCUGCCGGCCAACCUGCUGCUGGUGCAGCUCCUGGAUGGCCUGCGCGCGGGGCGGCGCUCGGGGCCAGCGGGCUCCCUCCCCAGGCCCGGCCCGCUGACCGCCCGGGACGGCAGGGGAAGCAGGCGCGGCCCCAGGAGUCCGCAGGCCGGCCCUUUCCGGCUGGUGCCCAGUGUCAGGAUCCACAUGGACGGGGUGCCUCGAGCCAAGGCCUUAUGCAGCUACAGAGGGCGGAAUCCCGGUGACCUGAGGUUCAACAAAGGAGAUGUUAUCCUCCUCCGGAAACAACUGGACGAAAAUUGGUACCAGGGGGAGGUCAAUGGGCUCAGUGGGGUCUUCCCAGUGAACUCGGUGGAAGUCAUCAAGCAGCUGCCCCCACCGCCCCCGCUCUGCAGGGCCCUCUACAACUUCGAUCUACGAGACCGGGGCAAGAGUAAGAGCCAGGACUGCCUGACCUUCCUCAAGGAUGACAUCAUCACUGUGAUCAGCAGGGUGGACGAGAACUGGGCGGAAGGAAAGCUCAGAGACAGAGUGGGCCUUUUCCCUAUCUUGUUUGUGGAGCCCAACCUCGCUGCAAGACACCUAUUAGAGAAGAACAAAGGGCGGCCAGCAUCCCGCACCAAACACCUGUCCCUGGGGCCUUCGCCAGCCAGAGACAAGGCCGCCCCCUCGGCCUCCCUGCCCAGAGGCCCCGGGUCCAAGAGGAAGGGGGCCGGCCCUUUCUCCAUCACCACCGCCUUGAACACGCUCAACCGGAUGGUCCACUCUCCUUCGGGGCGCCGGGGGGCAGAGAUCGGCACCCCAGUGCUCAUCAGCUCCAGCAACCCCUCCGUGACCACCCAGCACCCCGAGAAGGCAGAGCCUCCCCCCAACUCCUCAGGGCAGGUCAGCACUCCGCAUCCGACGCCAGCCUCCCCCGGGCCCGGCCCGGCCCCGCUCAGCCCGCCCAGCGCCCAGCAGCCCCCCUCCGCUAACACAAAGACCUCUAGUUUUCCUGAGUCCCGGAGCCCUGGUCUCUACGCCACAUGGACAUUAUCCACCUCCUCUGUGUCCUCCCAAGGCAGCUUUGCAGACGGUGAUCCCCGCCACAGCCAUUCUUUCAGAUCCGUCCUUGUGCCCACGGCGGUCGUCAGCCCGGUGAGGAACACGGCAGGCCCAGGAGCGUCAGGACGAGGGUCUCCCCAGAAGGGGCGAAGCAGCAUGAGAAAGAAUGGCUCCCUGCAGAGGCCCGCACCCUCGGGGCUCCCCACGCUGGUGGUGGGCUCCCUGCGGCGCAGCCCCUCCGUGCCGGUGCGGCCGCAGCAGCUGCAGUUCUACCCGCCGCAGGGCGUCUCCUGCUCCCCCUCGGCCCUGCUGGUGACCAUGGCCCCCAAGCCCGCCCCAGCCGGGGAGCCCGCCCGCACCUGCCUGAGGACCCUCACCCCAGACGGCAGGGAAAUCCCCAACAAGCCACCGGCCUCCGCCCCACCGUCCAUCCUGGUGAAGCCGGAAAAUUCAAGAAACGCCACCGAAAAGCAAGUCAAAACCGUGAGAUUUCAGAAUUACAGCCCUCCUCCCAUCAAACGCUACACCUCCCAUCCGGCCUCUGGAAAGCACGAGCCGCCAGCCUCCCACAAGGGGCCGCAGCCCGAAGCAGCCUCGGAGAUGACCAUCCUGUUCGCCCACCGAAGUGGCUGCCACUCGGGACAGCACACGGAACACCGAAGGAAGUCAGCCUUUGGCAAGACCACAACCCCAGUGUCCGCGGCUCUGGCCCCACAGACUGUGUUUACCAGCAAAUGAAUCUAGGGGUGGCUUUUCUUAGACCCCCACAGAGAGGUGAAUCGCCUUUAAAUACAGUCUGCCUCCACUGAAGACCUUCUACCCUACUUGGGGCUCCGCACGGGCUAUCUGUUCCACCUGCUCUCCCUCGGGGCAAGGGAAGGUGGGGCUAGAAAUCCCCGCACAGGGCUGGGUGACCUUCCCAACAUGGUGCACACACCUCAAAGUGUGCAAGAGGACCGUGCUGCCCUCCAGCGCGGAGGCUUCGGCCUCUCUCCCUCGGUGUUCUGUGUAAGGUGUCUGUCGUGUCCUAAAGGGGACUUGGGGUAUCCUACGGGUCUGGCAGGAUUGUUGGCAUUGCUGUCUUUCUUCUCUCAUCAUCACUUUAGAACAGCCUCCUCCGUCUUGUAAAACCUACACGCUGGCUACUCGUAGCUGCCAUAUUUUUUCCCAUGGCAGAGUCAUGAUUCUGCCUGCAAAAGAAGAACUGGGAGGAGAAGCGGGUAUAGGAUCAAUACUGGGAGCAUUCUGGAAAAAAAAACCCUGAAACUAAGAGAAGCCAGCUUCCUGAGUUUGUUCCAUACGAAAAGUCCAGAGAGGAAGCUGUUACCAAACACCAAGCAAUGAUCAUACUCUCACUUCGCGUGCUGCUUCCUUUCUUAGAAUUGUAUUCAACUGGUAAGCCGGAAAUCUGGAGUGAGAGACAGGGCUAUGCAGAUGUCAACAGACCAUUCAUUCAUUACACUCCCUGAAGUAAAAUGUGUCUUUAAAAGCUUUCAGAGCAAGGGGCUAAGAGAUAUGUAUUCUGUUUGUUGAUAACAUUCUUGCUUUCCUGGAUUCUUGUCCUUGGGAGCAGCUAAGUGGCUUCCCCAUGGGACAACAGUGCAGACAGAGGACGUGCCAUGCCAAUCCAAGGCUGGGGACAGGACACUUCGUAAAGGAACAUUGCCAAAAAGGCCCAAGAUUAAGAAGGUUAGAAAGGAAAAGGGGUGAAAGAAGAGAAAGGAGGUAGAAAAUGUGGAAUAGAGAAGGAUGACGGGAAAUGAAUAGGGAAAAAAAUGAAUGUAUCAGGAAAGGAAAUAAAAGAUGUGAACAGGAAGCUACCUUUCUCUUAAGGACGAUGUGCAAUGGAGAAAGGGUGAGACCAGGUGACCCCAUAAACACGGGAUUGAAAUGAGUGGGACCAGCCAGGCAGCGCCUUGUAAACGGGAAAGGAGGCAUUCCAGGGAGCAAGGCCACCCUACAAGACAGCCCAUUCAUUCUCAUUAAACUUAAUUGUUGUGAUUUAACGUUCACGGCAUGCCCAUCAGUGUGGACACUUGGAUGCGUAAACGCCAUUUGCAAAGCCUGGGUGCCAGUUUAAAUAGGCAGGUCUCUGCAGACCGCUCCUACCAAGAGUUCUUGAAGGUCUCGAGGUUGCAAGCCUUUGUCUUUUGCCGACCCACACACUGGCGAAUCCGUGAUCCAUAGACUUUUCCAAAUCUUCAUAGGAUGAGACAAAACCAUAAUCCUGACAAGAGUCCACGUACACUGGACCGUUGAGGGUGGUAAUUCUAAAACAUUUCUGCGGGUUACUCCUAUGCAUUCCGCAAAACUAACAUGGCCAAGACUAUGCCUUAUUGAGCUGAAUAUGAUCAUCUAGAUGGAGGAGUGACGUGGUCCCAAGAACCGGGAGACAUGGUUGGUAGGAUUUGUCAAAAUAGGGGUGCCUCCACCGUGUCUUUACCCAAAAAACCAUUCUCGGGGAGUUUAGCAAUGAGUUCAGCAAUCUGUAACCAGAGGGGCAGAGCUUUGGUAUGAUGAGCCAACCGAAUCUUUAGCCUGUUCCUUGGUAGCAAUGGACCCGGUGAGUUGCUAACUUUUAUGGCUGUCAAGCAGGCAGAGACUUGCCCUGGCAACAGGUGAAAAUAGAACACGAGACCAAAGAGCCUUCCAUUGGCCUCCUCCUCCACCGCGUCAUCUGAGAAGUAGAAACAACCCACAGCUUGCCACUUCCCCUUUCACCAGACAUCUCACCCCAGCCCACCAUCAAACCCGGCCCUUCCCAACCCGAAGCCCCGCGUGCCAGAUAGAGUUCUGUCUGACAGCGCUUGAGAAAAAUGACGUUGCUCCCAAGUGAAAAGUGGCCAGUGGCACUUGCCACUCCUCCUUCCAACAUGGCGCCCGCAUGUAAUUCCCACAAAAGCCGAGUUCAGCCGUCAAUGUCCCCGUUACAGAGCCAGGGACACAGAGGCCUGACGAUUAAUCACAGACAGUAGACGAGCAAGGAUGCAGACUCGAGCUUUCUGAUAUUAACGCCCACCUGGGAAGCGUGGAAUGUGAGCCAGACACCCGCCCUCGCCUUGGUUACCAGUGCAGGCGUCUGGCACGCUUGCUGAAGAGAACCUGAGUUCAAAUCCUCAUGUACCGUGGUCUGGCCAUUUGAUGUAAAUUACUGAAUUUCUCAGAGCUGCUUUCUCUUAAAUAGAAAUGCUAGCAGUGUCAACUCUCACUGGGCUGUAGUGAGAAUUAACAUAAUAAAAUAGAGACUUAAA